Pocillopora verrucosa is the source of this 3225-nucleotide messenger RNA. The record is from RefSeq and is a predicted model, not a curated record. Lineage: Eukaryota; Metazoa; Cnidaria; Anthozoa; Scleractinia; Pocilloporidae.
AUGGAUGCCGCCGCCCAGGAAAAGGACAGAGGAGGAAAAUGUCCAUUCCAUCCACUUACUUGCAAAUGUCCUUCACGUCACGAGUGGCAAGACAAUAUUGAAAAGGAACUACAAGAAAUGAUUCGCAGGGUAGAUCAAAGAACAGCCUUUCUUAGAAAAUGGAUGGAUAAUAUUACAGAGGGAAUGAAACGCUUGGAUACGAAGAAGUCGCUCGGUCGUGAGUUAUGGCGCAACAUAUCUGAUCUGGGAAUAACACGGCAAAGACCUACACGUCGAGGGACAAGAGCAGGACAGCGCAAACAAAGGCAGAUUGGGAUUUGCAUGGGGAAUGGAGCACGCAAGAUUCAGCAAUUUCCGAACUUUAAUGGGUGUUUCUUUGCCAGGAACUUAAUCCUUCACAGGAAACCUCAUUUACAUAACCAACUGGCGAACAUAUUAAAUAUUCAAAAUGACACCUUUCCACGUAGCAAUCUAAACAACUGCAUUGUUAUAGAUUGCACCAAGGAAAACAGAGCAGCCAGUACUGAAUGGUCACCCAAAGUUCCUAAGAUCAUGUUAGCGAAUGUCAUGUCUUUAGCCCCCAAAAUGGAUGAAGUUAGCGAGUUUAUCACUCGUAAUCAUAUCAACCUUGCGUUCGUUACGGAAACCUGGCUAAAGGACUCUGUGUUGGACACCGUUGUUGACAUCCCCGGGUUUGCUAUUGUGCGUGAGGACAGGAAGACACUAGAACACGGUGGUGUGUGUGUCUAUAUUCAAGAAAAACGGUGCAAAUAUAAACAACUGAACGAUUUAAAGUGCUGUGAUAAUCAUGAGACAUUGUGGCUCCAUCUAAGACCAAACCGCCUCCCCCGGGGGUUUUCCUGCAUAAUCGCGGCAGUGAUCUAUCACCCCCCCAAGGCCGAUGGGACAUCUAUCCGGGAGCAUUUGUUCCAGUCCCUCGUCCUAGCGGAGACGCGAUAUCCCAACUGUGGAUUGGUCGUCACAGGGGAUUUCAACCGCUUGGAUAUUAAGGGCUUGCUGAAUCACUUUCGUCUCCAGCAAAUAGUUCAAGUUCAGACCCGGAAGGAUGCCAUAUUAGACUUGGUGCUCACUAACAUGCAAGAAUACUAUAAUCCGCCACAAGCCUACCCUCCAUUCGGGUUGUCGGAUCACAACGCUGUUGUUGUGUCGCCAAAAGAUGGUAAACGUGAUGUAAACAGAAAGCACGUUGUUAAAAGGCGUGACUUACGUGAGAGUAACAAGGCUGCCUUGGGGAGAUAUCUAACCUCUAUUGAUUGGCCUUUAUUGUUCGCUCCUACGGUUAGUUGCCAGGAAAAGUGGGAGAUUUUCCACACUGCUGUACAUACAGGGCUUGAUAUUCUGAUGCCUGAGAAAGAAAUUCGCACCUGUAGUGCGGACGCUCCUUGGAUUGACCAUAAGCUGAAGUCAAUGAUACUGAAAAGACAAAAAGCGUUCAAAUCAUAUGGCGGCGACUCUGCCCAAUUCAAGAUCUUCCGAAAUCUGGUUAACCGGGAAAGAAAGGCAUGCAGAGCUAAAUAUUAUGAAGUGAGAAUUCAGAAUUUAAGACAAGAAGCCCCAAAGAAAUGGUGGGACGAAGUAAAGCGUCUGAGCGGCUCAAAAAGGAAAAAUGGCGACCUUUUGAGCCAGAUUGACGUGGAAGGUUUUUCAGAAUUGUCAUUAAUAGAAAAGGCCAACACCAUCAAUGCCGCGUUUUUAGAACCGCUGGAGGAGUACAGACUGCCAACUCCACUAGAGUUUCUCCCCAUGGAGGCGAAUACAACACCAGAGAUCCUGCACGUGGGUGAACAACGUGUUCAGAAGGUUCUGUCUCACCUUAACCCUGGGAAAGCGUGUGGGCCUGAUAGAAUUCCCAAUUGGCUACUGAAGGAAUAUUCAGAUGCAGUGGCUUUCCCAGUGACAGAAAUCCUUAAUGCCUCCUACUCCGAGCAGCAUUUACCAAAAAUGUGGAAGUUGGCUGACGUAACACCCCUGCCCAAAAAGAAAUCAGUAAAGGAACUGAAAAAGGACCUAAGACCUAUCUCGCUUACUCCAUGCAUUUCUAAGGUCGCAGAAGGGUUUAUUGUGGACGACUACGUCAAACCAGCAGUUAUGAGUAUCAUUGACGACAGCCAAUACGGGGCAAUACCAAACUCUUCCACGACUAUGGCCUUAAUUAGCAUGUUACAUAAUUGGUCAAUUAACACUGAUGGAAAUGGCGCUACUGUAAGAACAAUCGUAUUUGAUUAUCGAAAGGCCUUUGAUUUUAUCGACCAUGAAAUUCUGAUUAGAAAACUGCGUACUAAGUGUAAAUUGCCAGUUAGUAUUACCAAUUGGAUAGUUGAUUUUCUUUCUGAUAGAUCACAAAGAAUUAAGCUGGCUGCGGAGUGCUUUUCGGAGUGGGGAUCUGUGCCCUCCGGAGUACCACAGGGCACAAAAUUGGGCCCAUGGUUAUUUGUGCUUAUGAUAAAUGACCUUGAAAUCGCGUAUCCACUAUGGAAAUACGUUGAUGAUACAACAGCCUCGGAGAUGAUACCAAAAGAGAGUGAAAGUCACGCCCAAAAUAUAGCAGAUUGUGUUAUUGAGUGGUCACGAGAAAAUAGAGUUCACUUGAAUUCUGAUAAGUGCAAAGAGCUUCGGAUCUCAUUUUCUAAAAGGCCCGGGUUCUUUGAUCCCAUAGUAAUUGAAGGCAAAGAGUUGGAGGUAGUUGGUAGCGUAAAGAUCCUGGGCCUUAAUAUAGCUAGCGAUUUGACCUGGAACAGUCAUAUAUCAGAAGUAAUCAAAAAGGCCAGUAAGAGGUUGUAUUUUUUAGUGCAACUAAAGAGAGCUAGGGUUCCCUUACAAGACCUAGUACUUUUCUACACAUCAUGUGUAAGAUCUGUAACAGAGUACGCGAUACCUGUCUUCUAUAAUGCGCUUCCGCAAUAUCUGAAGAAUGAGCUUUUACGUAUUGAGAAACGGUCAAUUUCCAUUAUAACUGCGGGUGAUUGCGCGGUUGCUCAAGAUUUAGGAAUACGACCCAUCUUAGAACAUUACGAAUUUCUAUGUCAGAAGCUUUUUAAAGGUAUCUUAGACAACCCUAGCCACAAGUUAAAGGCGCUUCUUCCACCCAUACAUAAACCCAGCUAUAACUUCAAAAAUAAGCGCCAAUUUAAUAUGCCACGCCUUCGCACUUCUAGAACGAUGAACACUUUUAUAUUUGCUAUGGCAAGGAGGUUUAAUGGCUAG